AUGUUCGGCCAGCCCCUCGGCGGCAUGCAGACUAGCCCGCAGAACCCUAAUAAUGACUACGCCGUGCCCUCGAGCCCGGCGGAUGGUGUCUCCGAGGUCGCCUUCUCGCCGUCGUCCCAGUUUCUGGUGGCGUCGUCGUGGGCCGCAACUUUAUCUUGCUGGGAGUGCCAGGCCCAGGAGGCCAUGGGCGGCGUGUCGGCGGUCCAGGCCACACCUAGAGCGCAGUGCACGUUGCAAGCGCCGGCGCUGUGCUGUAGUGCGACCAAUGACAUGGUCUUCGCCGGGUGUGGCGAUGGUUCUUUACAAAUGUGGCGCCUGGGCCAGCCGCAGGCCCAGCAGGUCGGCAAGCACGACGCGCCCAUCAAGCACUGCUUUCACGUCGCGGAGACAAACGUCGUCCUCACGGGCGGCUGGGACAAAAGUGUAAGGGCGUGGGACUGCCGCACGCCGAACCCGGUAGCCACCAUACCGUUGCCGGAACGAUGCUACGCCAUGGACGUGCGCCAUCCUUUGUUAGUUGUGGGCACGGCGGAACGAAAGGUGUGCAUCUACGACCUGAGCAGCGCCAACUGGCAGCAGCCGUACCGCGUCGAGGACUCUCCCUUACGACACCAGACGCGCUGCGUCGCGGCCUUUCCGGACCGCGAGGGCUUCGCCAUUGGCAGCAUCGAGGGCCGCGUCGGCAUCCACCACGUCGACCCGAAGAACGCGCACCGGAACUUCGCGUUCAAGUGCCACCGCGAGACGCAGGACGCGCGCGCCGGCCAGACGGGUUUGUGCAACAUCUAUGCGGUGAACAGCAUCGCCUUCCACCACCUCGGGACCUUCGCGACGGCCGGUUCCGACGGCGUCUACAACUACUGGGACAAGGACUCGAAGCAGCGCCUGAUGCAGUUCAAGAAGGCGGCCCAGACCAUCUCGACGGCGUGCUUCUCGCCGUCCGGCGGCCUCUACGCCUACGCGCUGUCCUACGACUGGUCGCGCGGCUCCGAGUCGCACUCUCCCCAAAUCCCGAACCAGAUCAUGAUCCACCGCGUCCAGAAGGACGAGAUCACGCAGCGCAACAAGAAGCCGGGGCGGAAGUAGCUAUAAUACACAACUUCGCUAUAAAUAAACCUCGCCACGCUC
This is a messenger RNA of Pelagomonas calceolata, 1128 nucleotides long. NCBI's taxonomy places the organism in Eukaryota, Pelagophyceae, Pelagomonadales, Pelagomonadaceae. The record is from the annotation of a GenBank genome assembly.